UCCGACACAACUUUUUGGAGAUACUGGAGGUAAACAUGGAAGAAAAGUACCGAAAAGACUUUAGUUGAACGUUUGUGGUUAACUUCGAUGUAUUAUUUUACCGACGAAGAAGAAGUGUCACUAGAAAUGGCUUCAGCACCAAGUAAGGACCUCUCCUGCCCGGUAUGCUGCGACAUCUUUAAAGAUCCUGUCCUCCUCCCUUGUGGCCACAGCUUCUGUAGUACCUGUGUGCAGACAUGGUGGGCAACAAAACGCCGACGGGAAUGUCCCGUUUGUAAGGCUGUGUGUUUCCCGAAGAAACCACCUCCCAACCGGGCGUUGAAGAGCCUGUGUGAGGCUUAUACACUGGAGAUGGACUCUGGGGUUUUCUGCCGCAGCCACGGGGAGAGGCUCAAGCUCUACUGCCAGGACCACCAGACCCCCAUCUGCGUGGUCUGCAGAGACUCAAGAGACCACACGGGCCACACAUUUAUUCCCGUUGACGAAGCUGCAGAGUUUCACCGAAAUGCUAUCCGGCAGAACUCGGAGCCCUUACGUGAGAAAGUGAAACUGUUCAAUGAAAUGAGAGCUAACUGGGAAAAAACAGAUGUAGAAAUUGAGAAGCAAGCUCAGGAAACAGAGAAGAAGAUAAGAGAGGACUUCAAGGUGCUCCAGGAGUUUUUGCAAACCGAGGAAAAGUCGUGGAUCGCAGCACUGGAGGAAGAAGAGAGGAUUAAAAGGAAGACGAUAAAGGACAAGCUAUCCAUGUUGACAUACCUGGAAAGUACCAUGAACACCAUAGAGGCAGGGCUGAGACAAGAUGACACCACGUUCAUGUUAAAGGUCAGUGAUUUGGCGAGAGCAUCGCAGCGUCCCCUGCCGAGAGACCCGGUGCUGGAAACAGGAGCCCGGAUCGAGGUUUCUAAAUACCUGUCGAAUUUGAAAUUCAGAGUCUGGUCCAGGAUGAAGAGCAAAGUGUCAUACACCCCUGUGACCCUGAACCCCAACACUUCCCACUCGGAGCUCCACCUGUCUGAAGAUCUAACCAGUGUGAAAUUUGGCCCGGAUCAGAGUCUGGCUCCAAUCCCAGAGAGGAUGAUGCAGCACCGCAGUGUCCUGAGCUACCAGAGCUUCACAUCAGGGCAGCACUGGUGGGAUGUGGAGGUUGGAGACAAUCCCAUAUGGGCACUGGGUGUGAUGGCAGUGGAUGCACAGAAGAUUGGAGACCUAGUGUCUGGGUUAUGGCUGGUGAGGUUUUGUAAUAGUAAAUUCACAGCAUACUCCCCGUCAUGCCCAGGGUCUGUUCUCCCACGAAAGGAAAGGCUCCAGAGAGUCAGAUUGCACCUGGACUGGGACAGAGGAAAGCUGUCAUUCUUUGAUGCAGACACAAGAACAGUCGUACAUACCUUCACACACAGAUUCACCAGCAUGCUGUUUCCAUACAUCAACACCUGGAGUGACAUCCCGCUGAAGAUAUUGCCCUCUGACCUCACCGUCAUGACCAAAUCAAAACAGUAUGGUGUUGUACAGCUUUGAUAUUCACUUGUUUUUAUCCCUGUGGAGUCAUCAUUGCAGCAACUUAAAGUAAUUGGACAUGGCAUAGGAAAAUAAAUGAAAACCUUGCUGCAUAUACAUCCUGAACUAGGGUUGUCUAGAUACUAACAUUUUCAACUCGAUACCGAUACUCAGGAAAAUAUUUGAUACUCGAUACCAUUUUCAGGAUUCAGGAUUUUUCAGGAUAAAAACAAAGACCCCAAAAUUUAACAGAAAUAUUUGUAUUAACAAGAAAAAUGCAACAUGUAAAAAUUAACAGAACCACAGGUUAAAUAUUUAUAAUAAAAAACAGUUAUGCAAAAAGAAACUGCAACUAUGAUAACAAGCUUCAGGUCUGAGGUAGUGCAAAAAAUAAAUAAAAUAACAAUUAUAACAAUAACAAUUAUAACAAUAUUAUAUUACAACGUUUUAGUAUCGAUACUUUUUGGAGUAUCGAUACUUUUGACAACCCUAUCCUGAACACAGCAGGUAUAUGUAUGCGAUUUGUAAAUAAAUGUAAGCCAAUUCUUAUAAGCAGAAUUGGGAUCAUUAAAUAAUUUUCAUUGUAUAUUCAGAUGUGCAAUGUGAAAUGCACC
This is a messenger RNA of Centropristis striata (black sea bass), 2108 nucleotides long. Its product is annotated as zinc-binding protein A33-like. Gene Ontology annotation, biological process: protein ubiquitination. The transcript has a single exon. The coding region runs from base 88 to 1515 and encodes 475 amino acids. Lineage: Eukaryota; Metazoa; Chordata; Actinopteri; Perciformes; Serranidae. Gene Ontology annotation, molecular function: zinc ion binding; ubiquitin-protein transferase activity; protein binding. The record is from RefSeq and is a predicted model, not a curated record.